Vanderwaltozyma polyspora DSM 70294 is the source of this 2472-nucleotide messenger RNA. It is a transcript of the gene SND1, whose product is annotated as Snd1p. The coding region runs from base 1 to 2472 and encodes 823 amino acids. The record is from RefSeq and is a predicted model, not a curated record. The transcript has a single exon. NCBI's taxonomy places the organism in Eukaryota, Fungi, Ascomycota, Saccharomycetes, Saccharomycetales, Saccharomycetaceae.
AUGAUUAAUGAUAAUUUAGAGAGCACUAAUCAUGGGACUAGACCCAAAGUUAGUGUGAAGACUCAUGAGUCGCUUUUCCUUUUAAACUAUUCUGAUAUACCAAAAUUUAAUGAUCAAAGUUCUAAUUUGACCAUCAAACAGUUUAAUAUUUAUGUCUACAUCGAUAUCCCAACUAUUGAUUACUAUAACGACCAAUUAGUCCAUAAUAAACUUUGGAAGUUUAACAAAAAGUUUAAAUUAAGUAAGAUUAAGAAUCUCUUAUUUGACUCAUUUGUUAAUGAAAAUGAUAAUAUUUGGAAUACUUUGGUCGAUAAUAAUACACAAAUAAAUAUUUCAAUAUCUUCUUCAGGUUCAAUAAGAUAUGUGGAAACUAUAAAAUUUCUAAUAGAGAAUACUUAUACAAAAAUUUUCAAAUUGAAUCCAAAUUUUAAUUUCAAUGAUAAUUUAAAUUUCGAUAUAGAGGUAUCCCCAAUUUCAAAAAAAUGGUUUAAUUCUUUCCUAGACAAGCAUCUGAUUAACCAGAAUUUAAUUAAGUUCAUAGAUAUCAUAAAUUAUCAAAAUGUUACAAGGACAAAUCCAACUAAUCCCUUUAAAGAAUACUUUUCAAAACUGAAUUUUAAAUUUAUAACUAAUGGAAAUGAUAAAUCUACCUUUGACACUAUAAGUGUAGUGACAAAUAGCACUGGCGUAAAAGCUUUAUUGACUAUUCUAUCGGAUAGACCGAUCUUUAGUUACAUAUCAGAAGAAUCAGUAGAUUUAUUGAAAAGUUUACAAUAUACAGAUACUAAUUCAGGCACUACUUAUCGAAGAAGAAGUGAUUCUUUAGAUAGUUGUGGUAGUAGUGAAGAUGAUACCUCUUUGAAAAGAGAAUCCUCAUCAAUUAUGUCAUUCCAAAAUAAUCUACUCACUUCAAAUAAAGACAGAUCAGUAAGGAUUAGGUCAUUAUCAAUCAACAGAAAUAUCGGCAAAUCUCAGGUUUUCAACUUCAAUGAUAUGACAGUUCUUCCAAAUCAUAGAUCUGAACUGAAUGAUAUAGAAUAUAAUACCAAUAAUACAGAUUCACAAAGCAUUAACUCAAUGAAGGCUGUUGCAUUCCCUGAGAAAUUUCAAGUGGGGGGUGAUUCUUCUGAGACUGAAUUUGACAAUGAUCUCGAUGAUGAUGACGACGAUGAAGAAGACGAAGAAGAUGACGAAACCUUAGAUAAUGAACAAGGUCUGACUCUUAAUGUCCCUUCGAAGUUAUCUAGGGCUAGCUCACAUGUCGACGUCACUAACAUGCGGCCUACUAAUCCAGUAUCAACUACCAAAAAAAACAGAUUCAGAUCUCUUAGUUUAAUGGAUCCCCCAUACAAGGUCCCAUUUGUUCAAACAAUCAAAAACAAUACCAAUAAUAUCAACCUUUCAAAUUCACAAAUCAUCACACAACCUCAGCCUCAAAGAUUGGACCAACUAGCUUGUCCUAGCAUUUUGACAGAGAAUAAAGAUGAUGACGAGGAUGAUGAAGACGAAAUAUAUAACAUUACUGAUAAUGAAGAAACCAAGAGAGUAACAAAUAUCUACAUCCAUGACGGUGAAUUCGAAGAUGUUAUGCUACAAGCAUCAUCUCCUUAUGCCAGAAGGAAUAAAAAGAGAAGUGCUAUAUCUAAUAGUGUCUCUGUAGAUUCAUCUGCUGGUAACAAUUUAAUUCCGCCAGAAUUUUAUUCAAGGAUUUCAUCUCCUUCAUUAAGUGCGAAUAGCUCUAACACAUCAAUUCACAAUAUGCAAUACGCUACAAUGAGUAAAUUAGACGAUAGUUCUUCACAGAGUAAAUUAUUCGAAAAAAAUUUGAUAACCAAAUCAUUUGAGGAACUUAGAAAACAACCAUCGAUGAAUAGUCUUUUCUCGACUUUGAUCGGUGGUUAUAACAAUGACAUAGCAAACCCUCUAGCUUUGAACUUUAGAUCAAAAACCAGAGAAAGAAACGCAACUCCGCUAUUGUCUUAUAAGGGCACUCAAAUGAGCAGCCCAAUAUAUGACGAAGAGGACUUAAUGAUGUCAGGUUUCGAUGAACAAAAUCCUUUACAUGAACAAUAUACUUUGGACUUAACAGAUUGCUAUCAUAGUAAUAGUGAUGAACAAGAUGAAUACGGGACUACAGAUAUUGAGACACUAACCAGUAAGCGGAAUUCUGUCAUGAGGCUUACUGAUGAUCUAUCCAAUACCACGCAUAUUUUGGAGCAAGAUGAGAAUAAUGGGGAUAGCCAUAGUGACAAAUCUACAAAAAAUAAUCAAUUUGAUUUGAACCUAAAUUUAAAUUUCAAAUUAGAUGUAUAUGACAAAAAACAAAACGAAAGCAUAGAUCCAAACAAGGACAAACCAAGGGAUAGCGAUUCCCAACCAGAAAUUAAGCAUAAAAAGGCAUUUACAAUCGAUCUUUACGGCGAUGAUGAUAUCGAUAAUUCUUAUGCAUGGGUAUUAGGUGGUAAUAUAUAA